This is a messenger RNA of Entamoeba invadens IP1, 1263 nucleotides long. RefSeq names its product GPI mannosyltransferase, putative. Gene Ontology annotation, biological process: GPI anchor biosynthetic process. The record is from RefSeq and is a predicted model, not a curated record. Lineage: Eukaryota; Evosea; Mastigamoebida; Endamoebidae. Gene Ontology annotation, cellular component: endoplasmic reticulum membrane; mannosyltransferase complex. Gene Ontology annotation, molecular function: alpha-1,6-mannosyltransferase activity; GPI mannosyltransferase activity. The transcript is spliced from 2 exons. Bases 1 to 1263 code for a protein of 420 amino acids.
AUGGAAACUUCAAUCACAAAACUGGUAGUAUUUGGGAUAUUGACCCGUUUUGUAUACUAUAUUUGGAUGGUUGUAUCAUCGAGUAUACUUCCUCCAUACGACCUUCAGACAUAUUUGUUGUCUGACACUGUGUCCCCAUUUUUAGCGCCAUUUUCCUCGUGGGAUGGUGUUCACUUUCUAUCAAUAGCGAUGAAGGGGUAUAUUCACGAACAUCAACACGCCUUUUUCCCUCUUUUUCCAUAUUUUGUGAGGACUGUGACACACCUUUUAGGGUUUGCUGCUGACGAUGCAAAUGGAUACAUAUUUAUUGGUGUACUCAUUUCACUCGUUUCAUUUAAUAUUGCUCUUGUCACUCUUUACAAAAUGACUAAAGACUAUUCCAAUGAAGACUUCGCUUAUAAAACGGGGAUUCUAUUUUGUGUUGCUCCGGCGUCGGUGUUUCUCACAUCUGCUUACACAGAAUCAUUGUACGGAUGUUUGUCCCUCUUGGCGUGUUACUUCUUGUACAACAAAAAGAACGUGAUGAUGUCGUGUCUCUUCUUUUUUGUUGCUUCCUUUGUGCGAAGCAAUGGACUCAUCAACCUUGGUUUUGUAUUAUACUACUUUGUUGAUAAUAUCUUACCAUUCGCAUCUUUUCCAAAAGUCCACAAGAAAGUGACUGUGAGACUUGUGGUAAGCACAGUCCUCCUAGUGAUUUCCAAUUUGUUACCAUUUGUAUUGUAUGACCACUUCGCGGCUGAAAAGUUCUGUAAUAUGACACCAAAGCCCACUUACUGUGGAGGUAUAGGAAAACUCUAUUCAUAUAUUCAGGCAAGAUAUUGGAACCAGGGAUUCUUAAAGUACUGGAGACUCAUUGAAAUCCCAAAUUUCUUGUUAUGCGCCCCCGCCGUAAUUAUAUCGUUAAUAGUGUGUGGGUAUUAUUUGGUGAAUUACUUUAUACGGCACCCACUCUUUCGUUCACUUUGUAAGUCUACACAACUCGAGGAAAGUAAGAGUGACACUCAAAAUGGGAAGGGCAUGAAAAACAACGACUUGUUGGUUUACUUUGUCCACCUUUUGGCUUUGGUUGUCUUCGGAUUGUUCUGUAUGCACACCCAAGUCAUCACAAGGUUUGUUUCAGCAUGUCCCGCAUUCUAUUGGGGAAUUGUUUGGAUCACACAACAGAAGGUAUUUGGUAUGCUCAGGUACGUCCCUGUGUUCUAUUCAGUGUUUUAUACCUUCUUUGGUGGAGUCAUGUUCGCUUCCUUCUAUCCAUGGACUUGA